Messenger RNA from Homarus americanus (American lobster), 7591 nucleotides. RefSeq lists its product as uncharacterized. The record is from RefSeq and is a predicted model, not a curated record. Gene Ontology annotation, molecular function: protein binding. The coding region runs from base 376 to 7038 and encodes 2220 amino acids. Gene Ontology annotation, cellular component: cytoplasm; nucleus. The transcript has 15 exons. NCBI's taxonomy places the organism in Eukaryota, Metazoa, Arthropoda, Malacostraca, Decapoda, Nephropidae.
CCGGGUGUGCCAGUGUGCCCAUGGCUGUAGUGCCGCCUCUACCGUGCCCGUGCCACCGUCGAGUAUAACUGUGUCCCGCGCCCACACCACGCCCACCCUCACCUUCCCAGGGGCGCCUCCCACGCCUUCCCAAAAAGAUUCUAGGGAUUCUUACUUGCGUCAGUCACGGGUAAAAACGUAAAGUGGACUGUAGUGUAUUGUGGGUGAGGAACCGGGGCCAGCCAUGACGAUUCCGCCCUGCUGACCUCUCCCACGCGUAGGGGCCGUCCAUCGCCCCUCACACACGCCCCACCCCACCACCCUGCGUUAAGGGCUCCCCUACACCUCCCUUACAUCUUUUCGCCUUCACCCGGAACUCCAUCUUCGCCUCCAAUCAUGACUGUGGACACGUCAGAGGUGGUGAACAUGCUGAGGAAGGGGGACAAGGUGGGCGUGUUGGUCUACCUCAGGAACGGAGGGGACGCCAACGCCCGCAACCAGCUGGGCUGGACCUUACUCCACCUGGCCUGUGUGGAGGGCCAGGCUCAGAUUGUGGAGGUCCUCCUCGAAGCUGGUGCCUCGGUUAACUCGUGCACUACGGACAUGUGCACUCCCCUACACCGAGCCUCCUCCCACGGCUACUCAUCGUGUGUCGAACUACUGCUCAAGAAGAACGCCUAUGUUAAUGCUCAGGACAAGUCAGGCAACACGCCCUUACACGAGGCAGCGCGAGGCUUCCAUACAACUGUGGCCAAGAUGCUCAUCAACAAGAAGGCUGACACAACCAAGACGAACAGAAAGAACCAGGUGUUCCUCCAACUGGUGGGGCAGCAGCUGAUGCCGGCGGUGGAGUGUGGGGACACGGAGGUGCUGGUACAGUGGCUGGACUGGGGCCUCAACCCGGACACAAAGGGAAACCUCCACUGGUCCAUCCUACACCACGCCAGUGCCAGGGGCCAGCUCAACAUUGUCUCACUACUGCUGGAAAGGGGCGCCAACGUCAACAUAGAGGACAGCAACAGAACGUCGCCUCUCCACACCGCCUCCUUCCACGGCCAUCUGCGAGUAGCUGACCUUCUGGUGAACUCGGGGGCCAACGUCAAUGCGCAGGACCAGCGAGGCAACACACCGCUACACUCGGCUAUAGAAGGCAGUCACCCCGGCAUUAUCAACUUAUUACUGGAGCGAGGAUGUGAUACUUCCCUGCCUAACAAGGAAGGCCAGAUCUUCACACACCUGGUGAACGAGUUCUUGGUGACAGCCGUACAUGCAGCCAACGUGGGCCAAGUGGUGAGCCUCCUGAAAGGCCAAGCUGACCCCAACACCCGCGACUCCUACGGCUUCCCUGUGUUGUGCCACUCUGCCUUCAAGGGGGACGUGUUGAUCGCUGAUGCCCUGUUAGAGAGUGGCGCUAACCCAAACCUCGGGGACGCUGGUGGCAAGACUCCUCUCCACCAUGCUGCCUACUGGGGGAACCUCUUCGUGCUCAAGUCACUGCUGGACAAGGGCGCCACUGUUAACAUUCAGGAUAAGCACGGCUGCACGCCCUUGCACGAUGCUGCACGGGAGGGGUCAGAAGAUGUAAUCACAGUACUAACGGGACGUGGGGCAAAGGUCGACGUGGGUGACGACGAGGGCAACACACCCCUGCACAUUGCUGCCAGGUGGGGACAAUUGUCGACUGUGGAGCAGCUACUGGAGAAGGGAGCAACGGAGAACAUCAAAAACAAGGAUGGUCUCCUCUACUCUGAUCUGGCACUAAUACGGGCAGUAAGGACAGAGGAACACAGUCAAGUGAUGUCUGGUCUAGCGUGGGGGGGCGACCCUAACAGCAGGGACUCUCGAGGUUGGACGCUGCUGCACCAUGCUGUCUACAAGGGGACCCAGAAAAUCUGUGAACUACUGUUGGAAUGUGGCGCCAACGUCAACGCCGCCGAUGAUCACGGCAGGACGCCCCUGCUGCUGGCUGCCUACCGGGGCGAGCAUCAGAUCAUGCAGAUAUUGAUGGAGGAGGGGGCAGACAUCAACGCCCAGGACUGGAUGGGUCAUACUCCACUACACUGGGCAGCCAAGGAGGGCAGUGCUGAUACUGUUGACCUGCUGCUGGACCACCAAGCUCACACACACAUCAAGAACAAGGAAGGACUCCUCUACUCUGACCUGCUGCUGAAGCACUUGUACCUGGCAGUGAGGCACAACGACGCAGACAAGGUAGUCAGACUGGUGAGGGCGGGAGCUGACCAGUUCGCGGAGGUGGAGGGGACGGGCCUCAACCCCCGGGAGGAGGCCAAGCGGCAGGGGCUGUACGACAUCCUUCGUGCAAUGGCUGCCCUGGCCAAGAAGGAGGAGCCUCUACCUGAAGAUGACAAGAUCAUUGCACUCGAGGAUGUCUAUAGACUCUUCGAAGAUGGAUAUAGCACUGAGGACGACGUCUUGGGAUCCUCAGCAGAGGAAGGACGGAGUGAGGACGACGACGACGACCAAGAUGCCUACUGGAAAAUGUCCAAUGCCUACGAGGUUCUCUCUGCUGAGGAGGCGUUUAAAGACGAGGAUGACUGGCUGGACGCUUGGCAGGAAAAGCCUAAGGUCAUCUCUGCCAAGGAACUCUUCGAGGAAGAUCAAGCCGCUUUCUGGGAAAUCUGGGAGGACAAACCAAAAGUCAUACCAGCCAAGGAAUUGUUUAAGGAAGAGAGUAAUUGGUGGGAAAAGGAUGAUAAUGACGAAGAUGAUGACAAAGAGGGAGGCGAUGAAGAUAAGUCUCAUAUUCCCUCAGCUAAGGAAUUCUUCCGAGAUGAUGAAUGUUGGUGGAGGGACGCCUUGGAGGACUUGCAGAAACCACAAGUUGUGGCAGCUAAAGACUUCUUCAAGGAUGAGAAGCCAUGGUGGGAGGUGGAGGAGGAGGAAGAGAGAAAUAAAGCAAUCUCAGCCAAAGAGUUCUUCAAGGACGAGGACAAGCCUUGGUGGGAGGAGGAGGACAAGGAGAAAGCAAAGGUAAUAUCAGUCAAAGACCUUUUCAAAGAUGAGAAGCCCUGGUGGGAGGAAGAGGAGGAAAAUAAAGUGAUCUCAGCCAAGGAAUUCUUCAAGGAUGAAGAUAAGCCAUGGUGGGAGACAGAAGAAGUCCUCCUACACCAAGAAAAGUCCUCAUCUCUACUGUCCGGACUAAAAAAAAAUUUGGACAGUGCUCGGUCAUCUGAGAGUGAGAACUACGAAAGUGAAGAGGAGGAACAGGAUGAAGACAGUGCAACGGAAUCUUCUGGUGAUGAGAUAGAGGAAUGGAGUCACACAGAAGAUUAUGAAGAUGCCAACGACAGUUUGUUAAGUGAUAGCAGCACCAUGUACAGCGCCAGUGAGGGGGAGCGACUCCAAGCUAGUGUUAUCUUUAGGGACACUCCAUGGUGGGAGGAGAGUGAAAAAUUGGACCAGCCAAACCAAAACAACCAAGAAGACAAAGAAAUCAAGAUGUCAGAACAGUUGCAAGAGAAACAUUAUCUAGACGACAUGAGUGAAGCGAGUGAGGCCACAGAGACUCUAGAUAUGGACACGAGUGAGAUAAGUGAGGCAGCAACAGAAUUGUCACAGACCACCUCCGGCAACCCCUGGACUGACAACACAUUCCAGCCCAGGGUUGAAAGAAGCAGACGAAGUAACAUUGGGAGAAUGAAAACAGACAUAAGUACUGGAGAAGAUUCAGAAGGGAAAGAUGACAUAGAAGAAGAAGAAGAGGAAAGAGAAUACUUAGAAAAGGAUGAAGAAGAAGCAGAAACAGAAGAUGAGGUUGAGAUGAAAGAUGAUACAUAUGAAGAUGGUGAUAAUGGGAUAGGUGAGGAAGAGUACAAUAGUGAAAGUGAGGAAGUGAAAAGUGAGGAUGAAAUAGAAGACAUACUGGAGGAAGAAGAGGUGGAACUUGACAGUGAAGAUAAUGUGAAUGAAAGAGCAAAUGUUCCCUCCAGGAGACUAAGUCCACUGUUGUGUUCCAGUGAGGGUUCAGACAACACUACGCCCGGCGACAGAGACAACUUAAACAUCACACCUAUAGUAAGCAUUGAUGAGAGUGAAGUUGAUGCCAAAAAAAUCAAAAUUCAUGAAAGAAGAGAAAGAAAUAGAGACCCUUUGCCAGUUCAGAAAACACCUCUAGAUAUUCUUGUGGAAGAAUCGGUGAGUAAAAGAGAAAGUUUAGUAAUGGGAGAAACUAACAUAGAUGUAGACACAACUAAAAUUGACACUUUCCUAGAUCCAAAUCAAUUGUAUGUUGACGUUCACUACUUAGAAGGAAACCUGCAGAAGUCAGACUCACAGACCAGCGGUUAUGAGUCGAGUUUAUCAUUGUCAGAAAGCAAAACUAAUAUUUAUACCACCAGAGAAUGUGAAUUUAGUGUAGUUACUGCAUGUAAUGAAACUACCGAUGCUGAAAUACGAGAAGAAAUAAAAAAUAGUGAUGGACUUGAUGAAACAGGAACAAGAAUGAAGAAAGUGUCUCCUGAGAGAGAAAGUAAACACGCAUCAGUAAAUGAGGUUGAGGAAAGACAAACAGAUGGCCAGGAAACUCAGGUUGAUACACAAGAUGACAAAACACAAAUAAUGAUAAAGCCAAGAAGUGAAAAUAAAAAUGCAGAAGAAUUGGAGAACAUUCAGAGUAAAAGCGAAGAUGGGAAGAUAAUUGUGAUGCAUAUGAAGUUUGAAACAAAUGAUGAUACGAUAAACAUAAGUGAGGCUGAACAGGAAAAUACACAGAGAGAAAACAGGAAAGUUUUUGAGGAGGAGGAAGAAAGUGAAGUGGAAGAAAACAGCAACAGCCAGGAGACGUCCAUAAGGUGUGGGAAGUACCAGCCUGCAGCAGAUGAUGUAUCUUCCAAAACGUACGCAGAAGCUCUUAAGGAAAAGUUAGGGGACAAAACAACAGUGAAUAAGAUGGAUGCAUGUUUGGCUAAAGUGGAUGCCAGUUUAGCAUGGGUAGAUGCCCGGUUGACAAAAGACUCGAAUGGAACGUCAUCAGAGAAAGAGAGGCAAAUAGGUGAAGAUGCCAGGACUCCAAUGACACACAGUGCCAGUGUAACUCCCAAAUACUGUGGUGUUAAAAAGGUCACCAAGUUACCAGGAAGGGAUGAAGGCCCAACGGUACCUUCUAAGACCAGAAGUGAUGACAAGGACACUGUACUUCUUAUGAAGGUUCAUGUUCAUGUUCCAGAAGAAAGCAGCAAGGUGAGAACAGCUGAGGAGAUCACUGUCAUCAGCCAGGAUGGAAGGACCAGCAGCGACUCUGUCAGCAGCACUUUCCUCGGGGUUGUAAAUAACGGCGAUUAUGACUUAAAGAAAAGUCCCAAGUUUGUUUCUCGGUUACCAGAAUGUGUUGUCUUAGAUAAAGAAGAUGUGAAUACAUCUACUACAAAGUCAACUGACCAAAUAUUGGCUUCUAAAAGAAGUACAGCGAGUGAACAUUAUCCAACAGAUGAAAGUGAUCCAGCCAGCGGAGAGGAAAUACCUGAAGCAAGUCAAAACAAACCAAAACAACAUGAUCAAGAAAAUGAAAGUGGUUUUUUCAGAGAAUGUUUAGAGAAAGAAAAGGGAAAAACUCAUAGUAAUAAUCAGGGAAGUGAAACCACCAAGAGUGUAGAAGGUGAUGAAAAUAUGACAGUACACAGUUCCCUGAACAAAAAGACGACAUCCACCAGCAACAACGACGAUGACAUUUCUAAUGCUGACAGAGACACACGCCAGCAGGACAGUUAUCACCUUACAAGAGAAAAAGAGAAACAGAACAAAAUGCCUGAUGCCACUAAGACAAAGGUGAAUGUUGAGAAGGAAAGAGGAGAAAAACUGUCUCGUGAAAGUUCCUUAGAACGAUCAGUUCCAGACGAUGGGAGCAGCAUUCCACGUCCCCUGCCUCAGAAGACCCUCUGGAGGUGUAGCACCUACGAGUCCAUGAGCAUCAGCGACUAUGACAACCUGGCAUUCCUGAUCCAUAAGUCAUCUAGCUCACCGGCCUGCUGGACCCCCACCAACACCAAACAGAGGUCCCUCAGUAUCGAGUCUCUGGACAAGGCCAGAGAUGAGUCACCUGAGGACACAAAGUCUAAAAGUACAUCUGAGCAGAGCCAAGGUCCCUCACAGGACACAAAGUCUAAAAGUACUUCUGAACAGAGCCAAGGUUCCUCACAGGACUCAAAGUCUAAGAGUACAUCUGAGCAGACCCAAGGUCCCUCACAGGACACAAAGUCUAAAAGUACAUCUGAACAGAGCCAAGGUCCCUCACAGGACUCAAAGUCUAAGAGUAUAUCUGAGCAGAGCCAAGGUCCCUCACAGGACACAAAGUCUAAAAGUACUUCUGAACAGAGUCAACGCUUCAGGUCAGAUAGUGUGAAGACUUCUCGUGUUGAUAAAGUGAACAGCAGCAGCAGUAAAUGUUAUGUAAAGCAAGAUACAAAUACUGAUUGUAGAGACCAUGUAGAGAGAGUGACUAGUAGUAGCAGUAGCAGCCACGGACAGAAGGGAGUCACAAAACUCCAUGUUGACCGCUGUGAGAGUCAGUCAGAGAGUCGUGGUGAUAUAAACAUGUUCACUAAAGAACCUCCACAAAAACAGGUUGCAUGUGAGGCUUCCCCGCCCGUGUCGUCGCAGGUCACUCACCCCGCCGCAACAGUAGCAGCUCAGGCAUGCACUAAUAGUAGUGAUAUUAGCUCUGCUCACCACUCAUUCCUUCUUCCUCCACGGAAAAGGGAACGUAAAGUGCAAGGCCAAAUUGACAAAGAUGCUGAACAUAGUGCAGAAAGCAAAUAUACUAAUGCAGUAAACAAGCCUUCUACUAACACCGCUUUGUUGUAUGAUCCAGAUAAAAAAGAGGUCGGUAAAAUAGAGGCCGCCCGCCCUGACGUGCCUCAGGCCAAACAAGUUUCUGCUAAAACAAGCAAAGAGCUCAAGUGCGACAAAGACAAGACCAAAGAGGUAAGCAUACAGUGCUCCAGCUUAUUCUCGCUAACGUCUGCAAUGUUGCUUCUGCAAAAUCUUGCAUUCAUAUAUUUUAUCCUAAUACCUUUCAUGAAACUAAUAGCUUCAUUCUUGUAGUCCAUAUAAUAAAUAGCACAUGCUUAUAGUGUCACAACAUGAAGAGAAAUAUAAGAUCACUUUUUGGGGGUAGAGAUGACGCGAGUAUUUAAUAUAUCUUUACAGUUUUGUGCGGCGGCGGGCAAGUCAGACCCCGUCAGAAAGUCGUCUUCAUGCCACAUAAGUUGACCCCGCGGCUCGUUGUCUCACCAAGACACUGAAAAUUGUGUCGUCGUCUCAAUACUUUGACGGUGACAUAAAUACGCUUGGUGUUGUUCAGUAAUAGCGAGACAACAAUUGUCUGCCUUCUUCCUCUUAAUAUCAAUAUUAUAUUGGCCUUGAACACAAUAUUACUUUCUCAAACACAAGUUUAUUUUAACAAAGUCUACCCCCAGAAUCUGAAGUAAAUUUAUUAUUUUUUCUUGUCAACAAUUUAAUACUGUAGCUUUGAAAGGUUAAGUUGGUGUCGUUGUAGAACAAUGUAUCAAUGUUUGUGGAAUAAGAUAAACUGUACCAAGAAAAUGUUCUCUCAUAAAAUGUGACAUUUGUAGAUAAUAAAUUCCUCAGAGACAGA